This is a messenger RNA of Nematolebias whitei (Rio pearlfish), 2994 nucleotides long. Its product is annotated as dual specificity protein phosphatase 8. NCBI's taxonomy places the organism in Eukaryota, Metazoa, Chordata, Actinopteri, Cyprinodontiformes, Rivulidae. Gene Ontology annotation, molecular function: protein tyrosine/threonine phosphatase activity; MAP kinase tyrosine/serine/threonine phosphatase activity. The record is from RefSeq and is a predicted model, not a curated record. Gene Ontology annotation, cellular component: cytoplasm. Bases 250 to 2043 code for a protein of 597 amino acids. Gene Ontology annotation, biological process: protein dephosphorylation; negative regulation of MAPK cascade. The transcript has 5 exons.
UUAUUCGGUUGUCUGGGGUUCUUUUUAUCCUGUAACUCCCUGGACAGUGAAGCAAUUAUUGGACCAGAGUGGACUUUUAAUUUUUACUCUCAGCCUGGGGGGCUUUACUCAAUUGCCCCUUUUAGGAAGAACAUUUCUAUUUGUUUGUUCUGAUAUUUUUGUUUGGUGAAGGGGUCGUUUCAUCCCUGAAGAAUUACCGGAACAUUUCUGCAUCUGUGCGUGAAACAGAGUUUGUGUUGGUGGAGGGGGAUGCCUUUGGAUGUGGUGAUCGCCCCAGCAGAGGACUGCUUUUGGCCAGAUCUGCAGGACACAGACAUGAGGCUAAAGAUCAGAGUCCGCCGGAUGAAGCAGGGAAGGGAGCUCAGAGGAGGCUUUGCAGCUUUCUCCUCCUGUUUCCCUGGCCUGUGUGAGGGGAAGCCAGCCACUGCUCUGCCAAUGAGCUUGUCCCAGCCAUGUCUGCCAGUGGCUAACGUAGGACUCACUCGCAUUCUGCCACACCUUUACCUGGGUUCACAAAAAGACGUUCUUAAUAAGGAUCUGAUGGCUCAGAAUGGGAUAACCUAUGUGCUAAAUGCCAGCAACACCUGUCCCAAGCCAGACUUCAUCAGCGAGAGUCAUUUCAUGCGCAUCCCAGUUAACGACAGCUACUGUGAGAAACUGCUUCCCUGGUUGGACAAAACGAAUGAAUUCAUAGACAAAGCAAAGGUGUCAAACUGCAGAGUCAUUGUGCACUGCCUGGCAGGAAUCUCACGUUCAGCAACCAUUGCCAUCGCAUACAUCAUGAAGACAAUGGGCUUAUCAUCAGAUGAUGCCUACAGGUUUGUAAAGGACAGGAGACCAUCCAUAUCCCCAAACUUUAACUUCCUGGGUCAGUUGCUGGAGUUUGAGAAGGGUCUACGAUUACUCCAAGCUUUAACCACUGAUGACAACAUCUCUGAAAACAACACUAAACAAAGCUCUGAGAUUAACGGGGUCACCACAGGUUUCGAGAUGAAUGGUCACCAAACCAACUUUGACUCAAACAGGGCAGAGACGCACAUCCCACCAGAACCCAAGCUUCCAUCCCCCACCUCCCUCCAGCAAGGCUUCAACGGUCUGCACCUCUCUGCAGAGAGGAUUGUGGACACUAACAGGCUCAAACGCUCCUUUUCCCUGGACAUUAAGUCAGUGUAUUCUCCUAACAGUAUGCACUGCCCCAGCAUGGCACCCAACCAUUCUGAAGACAUCCCCAAGCUUUGCAAACUUGACAGCCCUGGAUCAGGCACCACCAAUGGGGUCUGCUCUCAGUCACCCGUCCUAGAUAGCCCCAGCUCUUAUGAUUCUCCAUUCCCUUCGCCAAGCAAUGGGGGAAGCAUAGGAGGUUUGGGGCUUGGUGGAAAUGAAGGAGUCCAUCGAUCUGGUACCUCCUCAUCCAGAUCAAGGAGGAAAAAUAAGCACAACUGUGGAAGUUCUCCAGUCCACACCCAUACAAACCAAGCUCCUCAGUCCCUCAGCUUGUUGCUUGACCACAAGAGCCCUAGUCUGGAUGACAACCUAAAGGGGUCUGCGCUUCUCUCACUACCGUCCCUGCCCACUGUGGGGUCUGAGGCCAUGUGGACCAAACACAGAGACACUGUUCAGGCUACCACUCCAGUUACUCCGGUUACUCCAACCACAGAUGCUCCCUGGCAUUUUGGUGCAGAGGAAGGUGGUGAGGGAGCAAUGGAGUUGGGAGGAGGCGAUGGAAGGGGAGAAGAGUCAUCACAGAGGUUCGGGAGCAGCUCAGCAUAUGUGGCGUUUGGGUGCAGCGAAAGUGUAAGGUUACGAGAAAAAUCCCAGCGGGAGAAGUCCUUGGCACCACAGACACAGAGAGACCACUGGGACUCAACGUCAUCAUCAGCAGUGACCAACAGUGCAUCUUCAUCUGAAAAACAGUUCAAGCGACGCAGUUGUCAGAUGGAGUUUGAUGAGGGCAUCUCUGAGACGAGAUCCAGAGAAGAACUGGGGAAGAUUGGAAAGCAGUCGAGCUUCUCUGGAAGUAUGGAGAUCAUUGAGGUGUCCUGACAGAUAAGGGGCAUUUUCAGAGCUGUCCCUUGGAGGCCAACAUGGACCUGUUCAAAGGGAGUGCAAGAAGAUAACUUAUGAAGUGGAACAAAAGACGUUUUUGUGCUCCACUCACUCAGUGUUAAAGACUCCAACUGAGGGAAGGACAAUUGUGAGCUGAUAGUAAAUGUGAAAAGGUAGCAAACUAGGACAGCCUGGACAGACAGAGCUUCAGAUGUGCUGCUUAGCUAAAACCACCCAUUCUGAACACCUCUAUGAAAUCUGAGGAAAAGCCUCAGAAAGAGGGAGGUAAAUGGGGUUGACUGCUGGUACUGUGUGUUUAAAUGUCUAUGAGCUCUGUCACUGAUUUAAAAAAUACUCCCAGGCAAAUGUCAUGUUGCAUCCUUGCAUCCUAAAUGUAUAGAAUUCCCUGAAUUUUGACAGAGCUCAGACAAACUAUUUGCCUGUGGUCAAAUGUACUGUGCUUCAGUGGGAGUGUAGCUUGUGAUUUUAACCCUCCCAAUGCUUCACCCCUGUGUCAGAGAGCCUCAGAACCAUGCACGGCCACAUCCACCCACCUCCCCUGAGGCUCAACCUGCCCCAAAUGCUGCAAACAUUGACGACAAUGGUGGACUCCUUAACAGUACAGUCUUCUCACAUCCUCUCAGCACAAGGUGGAGCGAUCCUAAGAACUUUCACAGAACGACGGUACUGCUUUCUAAUAAUGAAGAAUCUUCAGCAUUUUGUUGACAAAAAGACUGAUUCAAAGAUUCAUCUUGAUGGAUAACCACCUCCCUACCUUCUUUAAAAAAAGCACAGAGGGUUUUUUCCUGCGUGAUAGGACUGAAGUUUGGGGAUUCUCCCUCCCAUUGAACCCAGCCACCACCCACGAUCAUCAGUGAGCAUGCAAAUGAAAGGCUGACUCCAGACAGACAAAUACUAUAUAUACAAUAUGAAUAUAUAUAUAUAUAG